GCCCGUUAGCACGGAACUAUCGACGGAAAAUCCCCUCCGCAGCGCAGAAGCAAAAGGCCUCCCAAUCCCCUCCACCUCCGCCGCCGUUCUUCUCCGUCCGCCCGCGCUCCAGCCGCGCCCUUCGCGUCGCCACCUACCUGCCUCGACUUCUCAGCCGUAGGCGGCGCCAUGUCUCAGAACAACCCCUCCCAGCUCCUCCCCUCAGAGCUGAUCGACCGGUGCAUCGGAUCUAAGAUUUGGGUGAUCAUGAAGGGAGACAAGGAGCUCGUCGGCACCCUCUGCGGCUUCGACGUCUACGUCAACAUGGUCCUCGAGGACGUUACUGAGUAUGAGUAUACCGCUGAGGGGCGGCGCAUAACGAAACUUGAUCAGAUCCUUCUCAAUGGCAACAACAUAGCCAUAUUGGUUCCUGGUGGUUCACCGCCAGAUGCUGCAUGAGCUAGCAAGCACUUCUGGAGGAUAUCUGUGUGAGGCUAAACGAAACGCGGUGAAGUGUGAACCUUGUAUUGCGGAAGCGCUGGAUAUUUACUUGGUCGAAUGUGCUUUCCUCUGUAUGGAACCCACUGACCUGAAAGAUGCACCUGCGAUUGCUGCACUUGUAUGAUUUGGCACCCGGAAAUGCUAAUUGUGACGUGUCUCUAGUUGAUGUUUAUUUUUUCAUCAUUAUGCAAUGCUUCUUUGCACGAUUGCA
Molecule: messenger RNA, 691 nt
Organism: Hordeum vulgare subsp. vulgare (domesticated barley)
Lineage: Eukaryota; Viridiplantae; Streptophyta; Magnoliopsida; Poales; Poaceae
Product: sm-like protein LSM5
Exons: 4
Coding region: 169-438 (89 amino acids)
Biological process (GO): mRNA splicing, via spliceosome
Cellular component (GO): U6 snRNP; U4/U6 x U5 tri-snRNP complex; Lsm1-7-Pat1 complex
Molecular function (GO): RNA binding
Source: RefSeq, a predicted model, not a curated record